Messenger RNA from Fukomys damarensis (Damara mole-rat), 2083 nucleotides. RefSeq lists its product as uncharacterized. NCBI's taxonomy places the organism in Eukaryota, Metazoa, Chordata, Mammalia, Rodentia, Bathyergidae. The transcript has 4 exons. The record is from RefSeq and is a predicted model, not a curated record. Bases 57 to 869 code for a protein of 270 amino acids.
AUUAGGACCUUUAACGUCCUGCUUCCUGGGCUUGCUGCAUCGGGGAGGGGGGGGGGAUGUCCUACGUCACCCGUCCACCUUGUGCCCUGUUCUGCACACAGCCUCUCUCCAGCGACCCUGCUGGGCAGCCGACUGCAACCCAGGACUGCAGAGGGAGGGCAGUGCCAGGCUGGAGAGCAGCAGAGAGCCAGGCAAACCUAAUUUCCAGGCUUGGGGACAGAUGCCCUCAGGGAAGCACCCGUGUGCUGAUACAGGGCGGGGCAGGAGCGCCUCCCUUUGUGCCUGAGGAGGAACUAACCUCUCACAGAGCCCCUGCAGCCCACCUGCCCAAGACUCCAGCCUCCAACCAGUUCCCCCCACCCUCUGUGUCAAAGUUUAGCAGCCCGAGGGGCGGGCCACAAGAGCAGGGAAAUUACAGCUUUGCACCCGGAUUGCCUGAAACCUGGGGGCGGAUUCCUCUGAGGACCAUUCCGUUCAGGAGGGGAGAGAAGCACAGAGAGGGGACACUGGUGAACGGGACCAGCCCCUGGCUCACCUGGAGGAGGACAGACAAUCCACAAACACAGAGAGAGCCAGAACCGACCUGGGCUCGAGGAAGAAGGCAGAGCUGGAAGGAGGCAGCCGUCCCUUCGGGGGUCUUCUCCCCCAAGGUGUCUGGGGGCUGCCCGGCCUGCCACCCCCAGACAAGACAGUGCUGUCAGAACUUGGCUCCUCCAAGACCAGGGCUGUGGCUACAUCCUCGGACUUGUGCCUCCACCAUCAGGCAGGUAGUUUUCCAGGAGCCCAGACUCCAUCUUUCCCCUCCCUGGAGCAGGGUCACAGCCUUCUGCCACCUUCCUCUCUGCCUGCAGUGCCUAGGCCAGAGCUGACCUCAGAGGAGAAGGCCCAGCUGCUGAGAAGAACAUCUGUCAUCUCAAAUAAGAGAUAACAAGUGGCCUCUUCAGCCCAACCCCUGGGCCGUCUCACUGCAGUCCCCCUCAAGGUGUUGUCUGAGUCAUUAGGCCCACUGGUUCCUAUGGGUCUGAGGCUCGGCUUUGCCACUUACUGGCUGUGUGACCUCAGAUUUGUGACUUAACCUCUCUGAGCCUCAGUCUUUCAUCAUCAACACCUGCUGUGUAGGGUUGCCAUGACGAUGGAAUGACUCAACCACUUACACUGCCACCGUUCCCAGGGACACAGAGAUACCACAGUAUAUAUUAGUGUGAUCCUGGCCACCUCUGAACUCCCAAGGGUAGGGGAACAAGGGCUGGGACACUGGGUGGAGGACAGUGAGCCUAGCACCUGCCUGUGAAACCUUCUUGGAACUUGGGUUUUCUUCUGCAGUGGACCAGACAGCCUCAGGCCCGCAGUCUCUAAGCUAUGCCCACUCUCUCUCGAAUCUGGGCACCAUGCUGGGCCUGGCACUGGAGGAGCUCAGGACCUACCACUUUGGCAUCCUGAUUCUUUUUAAGCUAAAGUCCUUGAAAAGCAAGCAGGGCACAGUGACCUUCGAGGCUGUGAGAAAGGUACCCUGGAACGUUCCUGCCCCGGGGACAGAAGGCGGGGACAGCUGCACUGCAGACCUUUCCAAGGACCCCUUAUCCUGGGGACCCACACCCACACAGCCCCUCACACCAGGGCACAGAUGCUACCCCACUCCUCCUGCACAUCUGGCCCAGGUCAGUUUAAUUCCUGGGCCCAGCCAGAGACUCAAAGAGUAGCAGAGAGCAAAAAUCCAGCCUCUGCUCUGCCCCUGUCAUCUAUCUUGGUCCCGUGCUUCUGUGCUCAGCAGGAAAGGUGAGACUUUUAGAUUCAAUGGCUGCCUGCGUCAGACUCUUCUGAGGUCACCUGCUGCUCAUUGAUUGAAACACGCUGUCUCUAUGGCCUAUGCCCUGUCACCUGCUGCUGCCUGCUUUCUUUCACACUCAUCCCGUCCUCUGGUUCUAAAGCACCGUGGCCCUCAGUCCGAAUCUCAUGCAAGCCCCAGGCCCUUUGCACAGGCUGCUACCUGUUCCUUCCUUCACUUCCAGGAAGGGGCAGGGCAAUCAUGUGCUCAGGGCAGCCUUCUCUGAAGCCCACCCCUCUCUCUCUCCUGCCCAAUCUU